AUGGCUGCCAGAACACUGAGAAUAGGCCUUAUUCCGGGCGAUGGGAUCGGUAGGGAAGUAAUCCCGGCCGGUAGACGUAUCCUCGAGGCUCUGCCAGCGUCGUUGGGCCUGAAGUUCUCGUUCGUCGACCUCGAGGCGGGAUAUGACACCUUUCUGCGCACCAAAACCGCUCUCCCAGACAAGACGGUCGAGACCUUGAAGAAGGAGUGUGACGGAGCUCUCUUUGGAGCUGUCAGUUCGCCAUCUACCAAAGUUGCGGGAUACUCGUCUCCCAUCGUCGCACUUCGCAAGAAGCUGGACCUCUAUGCGAACGUACGGCCGGUCAAGACCACGGCCGGCGCCAAUGCCUCUGCACGACCAAUUGACCUCGUUAUCGUCCGCGAGAACACCGAGGAUCUCUAUGUCAAAGAGGAGAAGACCUACGACACCCCCAACGGCAAGGUAGCAGAGGCCAUCAAACGGAUCUCCGAACGAGCCUCUUUCCGCAUCGGUACCAUGGCUGGUGACAUCGCCCUCCGUCGCCAAAAGGUUCGCGACUCUCAACAGUCAACUGCCACCGCCACCACCAGCCCAAUGGUCACCAUCACCCACAAGAGCAACGUUCUCAGCCAGAGCGACGGAUUGUUCCGCGAAACUUGCCGCAAGGCCCUUGCCGAUGACAGGUUCGACAAGGUCCAUGUCGAAGAGCAGAUUGUGGAUUCUAUGGUGUACAAGCUUUUCAGACAGCCAUCUUACUACGAUGUUAUCGUUGCUCCAAACUUGUACGGUGACAUUCUGUCUGAUGGCGCUGCGGCGCUCGUGGGAAGUUUGGGCCUGGUGCCUAGUGCCAACGUUGGUGAUGGCUUCGCUAUUGGUGAACCAUGCCACGGUAGUGCGCCUGACAUCGAGGGACAGGGGAUUGCUAACCCCAUCGCCACUAUUCGAAGUACGGCCCUGAUGUUGGAGUUUUUGGGCGAAGGAGAAGCGGCCGCUAAGAUCUAUGCUGCCGUUGAUGCUAACUUGGACGAAGGACGAUUCCUCUCUCCUGAUCUUGGCGGAAAGGCCACAACUGCCGAGGUGUUGGAAGAUGUCCUCGGAAAGCUUUGA
Molecule: messenger RNA, 1086 nt
Organism: Microsporum canis CBS 113480
Lineage: Eukaryota; Fungi; Ascomycota; Eurotiomycetes; Onygenales; Arthrodermataceae
Product: homoisocitrate dehydrogenase
Exons: 4
Coding region: 1-1086 (361 amino acids)
Biological process (GO): tricarboxylic acid cycle; isocitrate metabolic process
Cellular component (GO): mitochondrion
Molecular function (GO): magnesium ion binding; isocitrate dehydrogenase (NAD+) activity; NAD binding
Source: RefSeq, a predicted model, not a curated record